GGCGGCUGUGCCGGGACCGCUCCUGCGGGGGUGCUGCUUCCUUCUCCCGCUCUCUUUUUCGCCCCUCGCUUUCUCCCUUUUUUGAACGGCGCUCGGUCUGCUCCUUCCUCUCUUCCCCUCUUCUUCUCCUCUCCCUCCCUUUCUCUCUGCUCCGGAGGUUCCUCGAGGAGCGCGCCGAGCCCUGCGUGCGUUCGCGCUCACUUCGCGGCUCCGAUUCCUCCCGCAGGAACGCGGGCGGAGAGGAGAGCAGCCUUGUCUUGGGGCUGCUGGAGGCGAGGCGCCUCGGUUUUCCAACUCUGAAAUUCGCAUCCGGGGUUCUUUGACUCCUCGCCGACGGCAGAUUUUGAGGAGUGAACGGAAGGUACCAGACUCGAUGAGUUUCCAGCGAAAUGUCGGAAAAGUCAGGCCAGAGUACAAAAGCAAAGGAUGGAAAAACAAAGUAUGCAACACUCAGUCUGUUUAAUACUUACAAGGGAAAGUCACUGGAAACUCAGAAAACCACAGUUGCUGCACGCCAUGGAUUGCAGAGUCUUGGAAAAGUUGCUAUUUCCAGGAGGAUGCCUCCCCCAGCUAAUCUGCCCAGCCUCAAAGCAGAGAACAAAGGCAACGACCCCAAUGUGAACAUUGUGCCUAAGGACGGCACAGGAUGGGCUUCAAAACAAGAACAGCACGAAGAAGAGAAACAGCCAGACGUGCCGCAGACACAGCCAAAACCUGCAGUUCCUGCUCCUCCAGAAGCAGCUCCUGUUGCCAAAUCCUGGGCCAACACCAAACCAGGAGGACAGGACGGUCCACCUAUUCCAAUCAAUAGUUAUUUCCAGCAAGAAUUCCCCAGUCUGCCGGCAGCUGGGGAUCAGGAAAAGUCAGGCAAAGAUAAGGAUGCACCUGAAGAUGGAUCAGGAGCCAACCUACGACCACAGAAUCAAGAAGCUAAGGGACAAGAAGAUGGCAGCGCUACACCAGCAGAACAAAAUGAUGGCCAGAAGGCAGGAGACAAGAGGGAUGUGCGGUUGCCCCAGGUCCCUCAGCCCAAGCUGAAUGGCCAGCAGCAGCCACCCAUCUCAUCCCAGUACAGAGCAAUGAUGCCUCCUUAUAUGUUUAAUCAGUAUCCCAGAAUGGCAUAUCCUCCCUCCAUGCAAGGUCCAACAAGAUUUCCUAAUUCUGAGCCUAGCAGAGGCCCAAGGGGAAGAGGCCCACCCUCAUGGUGCUCAGAACCUAUUGAACGCCCAUCCAUUCUUAGUGCUAGUGAACUCAAAGAGCUUGAUAAAUUUGAUAAUCUGGAUGCUGAGGCUGAUGAAGGCUGGGCAGGUGCUCAGAGUGAAGUGGAUUACACUGAGCAGUUGAAUUUCAGUGAUGAUGAUGAGCAAGGAAGCAGUCAGAAAGAGAAGGAAAGUGGUGAUGAACAAACACCAGCAAAAGAUUCCCAGAGUCCUGAUGGCCAGAAGGAAACCGAAGAACAGACAAAUGCCAAGUCUGCCACCCAGGUUUCCACAGCAGCAGCCAAAGGGUCUUACAGCAAAAGCUCUCAGCUUGAUCAGGAUCGAGGUCCACCACAGCCUUCUAUACAUGAAAGAGGUGGCCCUGCUCUUCCUCCAAAGUCUAUUCUACCACCGCACCCUCCUCCCCCUGAUCGGCAGAUGGGAAGGCAGGGACCCUUUCCCCCUAAACCAGUACCAGAUGAAGAUGAAAUUUGGAAGCAGAGGAGAAGGCAGCAGUCAGAGAUAUCGGCUGCAGUGGAGCGAGCCCGUAAGCGGCGAGAAGAGGAAGAGAGGAGAAUGGAAGAGCAGCGAAAAGCAGCUUGUGCUGAAAAGCUCAAACGGUUAAACGAGAAAUUCGGCUGCAUGACAAAACCCUCCCGGGAAGACCCUCUGAAAGAGAGAGAAAGGGAGAGGGAGAGAGAAAGAGAGAGGGAGAGAGAACGGGAGCGGGAGAGGGAAAAGGAGAGGGAGCGGGAGAGGGAGCGAGAAAAAGAGAGGGAGAAGGAAAAGGAGAAAGAGAAGGAAAGGGAGAAGGAAAAGGAAAAAGAAGAAAAAGAAAAACUGGAGAAGGCAAAAGAACAAGAAGUGGAGAAAGAGAAAGAAAAAGAGGUGGAGAAAGAAGAGAAGGAGAAUGAGAAUGAGAAAGAAGAGGAGAAACCAGCACAUGAGGUUCCUGAGCCUGUAGAACCUGUGGCAACACCUGUAGUAGAAAAACAAGAAAGUGAAACCAAGAAUAACAAGGAAGAAAAAGAAGAUCAAGCAGUCUUUACUCGACAAGACAGUGGUCGGAAUGAGAAAGAGGUUUCGCAGGUGACUCAUGAGAAUGAGCCAGACUCAGGAUCCCAGCCUCGUCCUGCUGUUUCCUCGGGCUAUUCUAAGCAGUUCCAGAAGUCAUUACCACCAAGAUUUCAGAGGCAGCAGGAGCAAAUGAAGCAGCAGCAGUGGCAGCAACAGCAGCAAGGUGUCCUUCCACAGUCUGCUCCCUCCCAGCCUUCGAGUGGCCCUGUCCCACCACCCCAGCACAGACCCCUUUACCAGCCCAUGCAGCCCCAUCCCCAGCAUUUGGCUUCCAUGGGCUUUGACCCCCGCUGGCUCAUGAUGCAAUCCUACAUGGACCCACGGAUGAUGUCGGGAAGACCUGCCAUGGACAUGCCUCCUAUUCAUCCAGGAAUUAUGCCUCCCAAACCACUGAUGAGAAGAGAGCAGCUGGAGGGCUCAGCAGCUGGUUCAGAUUCGUUUGAGCACAUGGCUCGCUCUGCAAGGGAGCACAGCGUGCCUCUGUCAGAGCCGCGCAUGAUGUGGGGCUCAGAGCCCUACGCCCACGCAGAAUCUCAGCAGUCCACUUCUCCUCCCAAGGCCUUAGAAGAGCCUGAUGAUUUGAGGCCUGAGGCACACUUGGAGCAAGAACGAGUUGCUGUCCCUGCCAGUGCUUAUCCUGUAGAACACAACCAGUUGGACUCUCAUCCAAAGACAGAAUUUUUCAGAGAAUCAGGAGAGGUAGAGAUACAGAAGUUCCCAAGCAGGCCUUUGGAAGAUGUACAACCUCUCCAAACUGACACAGCUAACACAGCAGUUAAUUUUGAAGGAGUGAGUGAGAAGGUUACACGUAGUUCUCCAGAAGAAUUGGUCCCUGUGGGGGAAAGUCACUCUUCAUUAAAGAGAAGCAUUUCCCAUGGUUCAAGUCACUCUCUAAAAUCAGAAGACCAGAGGAGUGACACAGCAGCAAAUAUCCCUAAAUUAAGUAACAGACCUAUUGAGACAAAGGAGACGAUUGAGAGACUUGAGAUUAAACCGAAAAAAGAAAUUUUGAUCACUAAUAGAACAUCAGAAGGACCAAAACCUGAGAAAACUUUCAAACCUAAGUCUGAAACAAGAUGGGGUCCUAGGCCAGGUUAUGGCAGGCGAGACGAAGGUGGCGACAGACCAGUGAGAAGAUCGGGUCCUAUUAAGAAACCUGUGCUUAGGGAUAUGAAGGAAGAGCGUGAACAGAGAGAAGAGCGCGAGCAGAGAAAGGAGAAGGAAGGAGAAAAGACAGCUACUGAAAAACCAGGCAAGCCUGAAAAAAGUGACAAAAAGGAAUCACCUCAAGUGCCGCAGUCUCAGGCUGAGCCCGAGAGAUCCACCUCCAGCAGCGCUCCUCUGGCUAAGAAGAUAACCCAGGAUGCUGCCCCAGCACCAGCAAGCCAGGAGACCAGUCAGCCCGAGGCAGCAGCUAAAGCUGUGGUGCAGCCCCCCGCCCCUGCAGUCCAGCAGCAGCUCCCAACUGCCCAGCCAGCCACUGCCCAGCUGCCCCCGGCCAUCCCACAGCCCCCGGCCGCCCUGCCGGCCGCUCAGCCCCCGCCCCACACACAGCCCCCUGCUCCUGCCAGCAAGGAGGACAAACAGCCUGAGAAGGUGGUGAGCAAGGAGGUGGUGGAGAAACCACGCCUAGAAACCAGGCCAGUGAAAAGAGAGCCUGGCUUACCACCUAGGACAUACUGGAAGGAGGCCAGGGACAGGGACUGGUUCCCAGAUCAGGGAUACAGAGGCAGAGGUCGUGGCGAGUAUUAUUCUAGGGGCCGUAGCUACAGGGGUUCUUAUGGAGGACGUGGUCGGGGCAGUAGAGGCCAUAAUAGAGAGUACCCACACUACAGAGAUCCUAAGCCUAGAUCAGAGCAUGUGCCUUCAGGGCCUGUUAGGCAAAGAGAAGAGAGUGAAACUCGUAGUGAGAGUUCUGACUUUGAAGUAAUCCCGAAACGGCGGCGCCGGCAUGGCUCGGAGACAGAUUCUGACAGCGAAGUGCACGAGAGCGCGAGUGACACCCUGCUCUCAGACAAAGACAGCAUCAUCAAGGGCAAGCACCCGAAAAGAGAAGAAAGAGCUGAUGGCAAGAAGCCUCCAAAGCCCUUGUCGUUCAAACCUGAGAGCAAUAUCAGAGUAGACAACAGAUCCCUAGAAAAGACAUACAUCAGAGAUUAUGAGAACAAGCCCAAACCAGGAUUUCUUCCUAAAGGAGAGCCUUCUAGACGAGGCAGAGGGGGAAUGUACAGGCGUGGUGGCAGGGAUCCCGGGGGACGUCCUCCACGUCCAUCCACAAUAAGGAGACCAGCCUACAGGGACAAUCAGUGGAACCCCAGGCAAACAGAGAUCGUUAAACCAGAAGAUGGAGAGCCUCCAAGAAGAAAUGAGCACUAUGGUCCCAUACCAAUUGAUAAAAGACCUCCGAAAUUUGAGAGGAAGUUUGAUCCAAACAGAGAGAGGCCACGAAGACAGAGGCCUGCCCGGCCUCCAAGGCAGGAUAAACCACCACGCUUCAGGCGCCUAAAAGAGAGAGAGGCCGCAUCGAAGAUCAGUGAGGUGGUGACCAGCUCCACGACGAGUGCCACAGUUAAUAAUGCAGUUAAUGAGCCCUCCAACCCUGCUCUGGAUGUGUCAGGAAGUAAGACACCAGACUUGUCCAACCAGAAUUCUUCAGACCAGGCAAACGAGGAGUGGGAAACAGCCUCGGAAAGCAGCGACUUCAAUGAGAGACGGGAAAGGGAUGAGAAGAAAACAGCAGAUGCAGCAGCACAGGUUGCUGCAAAGGCAGGAGAAAACGCUGGAGCUCCAAAAAGGGAAAUAGCCAAGAGAAGCUUCUCUAGUCAGAGGCCUGGAAUAGACCGUCAGAACCGACGUGGCAACAACGGGCCAGCUAAGCCAGGGAGGAAUUUCUCAGGGCCCCGGAGUGAAAGGCGGAGUGGCCCUCCUCCCAGAAGUGGAAAAAGAGGGCCAUUUGAAGAGCAGGCAGCACCUGUGCCUGGUGUUGAUCCCGCCAAUGGCAACUCUGUACAUCAGGAGGAUGGAGGUGUCACUGCUGCAGGACAGAAGACCACCAAGGAUGCAAGUGGCAAAAAGAGAGAAGAACCAAAGGCUGGUCCAAAGAAGCCUAAGGAAAAAGUGGAUGCCUUGUCUCAAUUUGAUCUUAAUAAUUAUGCAAGUGUUGUGAUCAUUGAUGAUCACCCUGAAGUGACAGUAGUUGAAGACUCCCAAUCUAACUUGAAUGAUGAUGGUUUCACAGAAGUGGUGUCUAAGAAGCAGCAAAAACGCUUGCAAGAUGAAGAGCGCAGAAAGAAGGAAGAACAAACAGUGCAGGUUUGGACCAAAAAAGGAUCAAGCGAAAAAAGCCGAGGUCAGAAUUCCAAGCUGCCCCCCAGAUUUGCCAAAAAGCAGCAGCAGGCAGCAGCUGCAGCUGCUCAGCAGGCACAGGCUCAGGCUCAAGCUCAGGCUCAGCCUCCCUGCCCAGCCCAGUCUCCAGCCCAGCCCCAGGCUCCUGUUCCAGCACAAAGCCAGGCUGCAGGAGGGACAGCCAGCACAGACUACACCGUGUCAGGCAAAGUCCUGCAGAACAGCCAGCCUCACAACGGCCUGGGAGCUGAAUUAUGGGACAACAAAGUGCCUCCUACAGCAGUUCUGAAUGACAUCUCCAAAAAAUUGGGACCCAUUAGCCCACCUCAGCCACCUUCAGUCAGUGCCUGGAACAAGCCUCUGACAUCUUUUGGUUCAGCUCCAUCUCCAGAGGGGACAAAGCCUGGACAAGAAGGUGGAGUCGAUCUUGGUAUAGAAACCAUUCAGUUUGGAGCCCCAGCUUCCAGUGGCAGUGACAAUGAAGUUGGUCCUGUGCUGUCUGAGAAGUCCACUGACAAAUUACCAGAACCCAAAGAGCAGAGACAGAAACAGCCUCGGGCUGGACCCAUCAAAGCACAAAAGCUUCCAGACUUGAGCCCGGUAGAAAACAAAGAGUAUAAACCUGGUCCUAUUGGGAAAGAGCGUUCUUUAAAGAACAGGAAGGUGAAGGAUGCCCAGCAGGGAGAGCCUGAGGGACAGGAGAAGCCAUCUCCCACCUCUGUGAGAAGCCCAGAACCUGUCACUACAAAGGAGACCAAAGCAGCGAGCGAGCUGAGCACGGAGAUAGGAACGAUGAUAUCCGUGUCUGCUCCAGAGUUUGGGACAAACACAAAGGAGUCUGUAACAGACUACACUACACCUUCUUCUCAUCCUAACACAGUGGCUACUAGCAGUACAAAAAUGGAGGAGACUUUGGUGACGAACGUGCCCCUGCCCCACACCCUUCCCCUCCCUAGGAGGGAGACUUUACAACAGAGCUCCAGCCUAACUCCAGUUUCUCCCGCUACCGUCGACCUCACCCUCAAGAUGGAGUCUGCACGCAAAGCAUGGGAGAAUUCCCCAAACAUGGGGGAGAAGAGUUCACCAGUGACCUCAGCGGCAUCUCCCAUUGCUGGUGGCAGCAGCAGCAGCAGCAGCAACACUGGGCCAAGCAGUGGCACUUACAGCUCUUUCUCAAGUGCAUCAAUGCCUCCUAUUCCUGUGGCCUCAGUUACCCCCACAACGUCCCUCUCAGGAGCUGGAACAUACACGACCUCUUCACUGAGUACGAAGACUGCAAGCACCUCAGACCCUCCUAAUAUCUGCAAAGUGAAACCCCAGCAGCUGCAGACAAGCAGCCUGGCUUCUGCCAGCCACUUCUCCCAGCUGAGCUGCAUGCCAUCCCUCAUUGCCCAGCAGCAGCAAAGUCCCCAGGUCUAUGUGUCUCAGUCUGCAGCAGCUCAAAUCCCAGCAUUUUACAUGGAUACAAGUCACCUGUUCAAUACCCAGCACGCACGUUUGGCACCACCUUCUCUGGCCCAACAACAAGGCUUUCAGCCAGGGCUUUCUCAGCCUGCUUCAGUUCAGCAGAUCCCCAUCCCCAUCUAUGCACCUCUGCAAGGACAGCAUCAAGCUCAGCUGAGUUUAGGAGCAGCACCAGCUGUUUCACAAGCCCAAGAGUUGUUCAAUUCCUCCUUACAACCUUACAGAUCCCAGCAAGCUUUCAUGCAGAGUGGUUUGUCUCAGCCAUCACCAGUGGUUCUGUCUGGCACAGCCUUACACAACUUCCCAGCAGUGCAGCACCAGGAGCUGGCUAAGGCACAGUCCAGCCUGGCGUUCCAGCAGACCUCCAAUACUCAGCCUAUUCCUAUCCUGUACGAGCAUCAGCUUGGGCAGGCUUCAGGACUGGGAGGCUCUCAGCUGAUUGAUACACACAUCCUGCAGGCCAGAGCCACCCUCACUCAGGCUUCAAAUCUCUACUCUGGGCAAGUUCAGCAGCCUGGCCAGAGCAAUUUCUACAACACUGCACAGUCUCCCAGUGCUCUCCAGCAGGUGACAGUACCUUUGCCAGGAUCACAGAUUUCCCUGCCCAACUUUGGAUCCACAGCACAGCCACUGAUAGCCCUGCCCCAGUCCUUGCAGCCACCACUACAGCACACCCCACCACAAGCUCAGGCUCAGAACCUGAGCAGACCUGCCCAAGUGACCCAGCCCUUCAGAGGAUUGAUCCCAGCAGGAACUCAGCACAGCAUGAUUGCUGCAACUGGGAAGAUAUCAGAAAUGGACCUGAAGGCCUUUGGAGGUGGCAUUGAUGUUAAACCUGGAACACCACCAGUUACUGGCAGGAGUACUACCCCAACCUCCAGUCCCUUCCGGGCCAGUUCUACAAGUCCUAACAAUCAGUCCAAUAAAAUGAACAGCAUUGUCUACCAGAAGCAGUUCCAGUCAGCAGCUGCAGCUGUGAGAAUGACACAGCCCUUUCCUGCACAAUUUGCACCACAGAUCCUCUCUCAGCCUAACCUGCUCCCUCCAUUGGUAAGAGCCCCAUUUACUAACACCUUCCCAGCGCCUGUUCAGAGGCUGCCGGUAGUUCUGCAUAGUCAGAUGCCGUCUCAGAUGACCACAGGCCUUAUGAGCCACCCUCAGUUACCACGUGUGGCCAGAGGUCCUUGUGGAUCAGUACCUGGAGCCAGAGGCACUCAGGCCCAGGCUGCGCUGAAGGCUGAACGAGAUGUGAAGGCAAAGCAAAGAGCAGAGGUCCUUCAGUCCACCCAGAGAUUCUUUUCUGAGCAGCAGCAGCAGCAGAACAAACCCAUAGGAGGCAAAGCCCCCAAAGUGGAGGAGAACGGGAGCAAACCCAGCGAGGCAAUUGCUGACUCUCCAGGAGUCUGCCAGGACAAAGCUGAGGAAAAGGCCAGCCCUGCGCCUGCUGCCACACCGAAACCUGUUAGAACUGGACCAAUCAAACCUCAGGCAAUCAAAACCGAGGAAACAAAAUCUUAGAGGCUGUGUUCCCGUGGAGGGGGGAGAGGGGAGGGUGGGCGAGGUGUCAGCAGCGUCAAUUGGUGGCCCGAAGGAUGAAGAGCAGCCUGCUCUCCCUGCCGGGCUCUGAGCAGCCCCACGGGGCGUAGAAGCCAGCAGCAGUCGUGGUGCCAGCUGCAGUCGUGGUGCCAGCUGCAGUCGUGGUGCCAGCUGCUGUGUGUCCAGCUGAGCCCCGGGCUCUCGGGGCUCACAUCUGCUCUAACAGCAUGAAGGCUGCUUUGGGGUGUGCGUGUCCCACACGUGCGUGCCCCGUUUGGCUCGCACCCGCCUGCUUCCCAAAGCCACAGCACGGAGAAGUAGCAACGGUGGGGAGGCAUUUCCUAGCUGACACGAUGACUUCCUAUUUUCUUCAGGCUCUGAUCUUCAGCUGCUGUUUAUCUUUUUAUAAACCCGUGAGUAUGAGAACAUGCAGAUCUGAAGAUGGUGCUGGGCCAAGUAAUGUGUGUUAAGUUUUUAGUGACUUAAGAAGCUUCUAUCUUGUAUAAACAGAGGGAUCCACGUAUUUCCCACGCAGGGCUUAACCUAGCGCAGAGAGUAACACUGGCAGUGUUGGAUUUCCCUCUGAAGGCAGUGCUUUGCUGGCUGCUGCUGCUUGGAUGACAAUUUACUGCAUUUAGAUCACCAUAUGAAAAAGCUACUUGGCCACCUAUGUCCUCUCCACCCGCUGCCCCCUCAGUGGCUCUCACCCCUGGAGUUGAAGGUUCGUUGCAUCAAUAGUCAGAUUUGUUCUGUUCACCCCUGUCCAGCUGUCUUGAUAUGAUGCGAGUGGUCCCUAAACGGUUUCCAGUUUCUGUAACACAGCAACGAGCACUUAAACUGUGCCACAAGAAUAAAAGAAACCUUAUCAGAUUAACGAGAGUUUUAUCUCAAAGGUGCAUUCUUUAUAUCAGAGCUGCGUCGCACCACCUCCUUGCCCACAGUGUGCUGGAAAGUAGAAUCAAGUCAAAUAAAUGCCUUUUUAAUUGUAUCCUCUAGUAUUCUAGCUGUAGGACAGUACUGUAUGAUACUUCUGUGAAUGUAAGAUAUCCUGUACCUGCUUAUGAUAUGUAGUAGUGACUGUGCUAUACUGGAGCUGUUUUUAAUAAUGUUAUUCUAGAGGUUUUUUUCCAGACAAUGAUUGAAAAAGCUAAUAAAAAGCACCAGGUACCACAUCAGUAGCAGAAUUUGCUGGUUUUUUUCUGGGAUUUUUUUCUUUUUUUUUUUUUUACGUUUUUUGGAAGGCAGAGUUGAAAGUCUAAUGUGUAUAAUUUUGUUCAAAUGACUGCAGAAGCUGGAAAGGCUGUUGCUGCUAUUGAUGCCUAGUGAAUCGCUAUUGGUUAUCUUUUUAUAUAAAUAUAUAUAUAAUUUGAAUUUUUGGAAACUAGCUGUGAUGUCAACUUUGGAAAAAAGUAUCCCACUUGUAGUGUGAGUUGGCAUUGUACAGAAAUUAACAGCCAUAUUGGUCUAGAAAUGUUAAACUUAAUUUUUUUUCCAUUUGUACAGGGGUAACGCACUGUAUGAAAUAUGUACGGUCUUAUUUACAUGGGUUUGAUUACAGAAACUAAUAAAGUAUUCUCUAAAUAAA
Vidua macroura (Pin-tailed whydah) is the source of this 10206-nucleotide messenger RNA. It is a transcript of the gene PRRC2C, whose product is annotated as proline rich coiled-coil 2C. The coding region runs from base 390 to 8603 and encodes 2737 amino acids. The record is from RefSeq and is a predicted model, not a curated record. Gene Ontology annotation, biological process: cell differentiation. The transcript is spliced from 35 exons. Lineage: Eukaryota; Metazoa; Chordata; Aves; Passeriformes; Viduidae.